CAGGCAGUGGUAGGACUUUGAAAGCAGAGACAUCCUUGAACAAUCAAAAGAACAAAAUGGGAGAACCUGAGAAAAGGGUUAGAAUCCACAGGUUCAGGUGCUUUGCCAAGAUCAAGGUGUUUCUGUUGGCAUUAAUAUGGGCAUAUAUAUCCAAAAUACUAUCAGGAGUAUACAUGAGUACUAUGCUCACACAAAUAGAGAGACAAUUCAAUAUUUCCACAUCUAUAGUUGGACUUAUCAAUGGGAGCUUUGAGAUGGGAAACCUUUUGGUGAUUGUAUUCGUGAGUUAUUUUGGAGCAAAACUGCAUAGACCUAUCAUGAUUGGUGUUGGUUGUGCAAUUAUGGGCCUAGGGUGUUUCAUAAUAUCACUACCUCAUUUCCUCAUGGGCAGAUACAAAUAUGAAACAACGAUUUCACCUACAAGCAACUUGUCCUCAAACAGCUUUUUGUGUGUGGAAAACAGAUCCCAGACCUUAAAGCCAACGCAAGACCCAGCAGAGUGUGUGAAAGAAAUGAAAUCAUUAAUGUGGAUAUAUGUACUGGUAGGAAACAUUAUACGUGGAAUUGGUGAAACUCCCAUCAUGCCUUUAGGUAUUUCCUAUAUAGAAGACUUUGCCAAAUCAGAAAACUCUCCUUUAUACAUUGGAAUUUUAGAAGUUGGGAAGAUGAUUGGCCCAAUACUUGGAUAUUUGAUGGGACCUUUCUGUGCAACCAUUUAUGUAGACACAGGGUCUGUGAAUACAGAUGACCUGACCAUAACUCCCGAAGAUACACGCUGGGUCGGUGCUUGGUGGAUUGGCUUUUUGGUCUGUGCAGGAGUGAAUAUCCUGACCAGCAUCCCCUUUUUCUUCUUUCCAAAAACACUCCCAAAGGAAGGAGUACAGGAUAAUGGGGAUNGAACUNAAAAUGCCAAAGAGGAGAAGCACAGNNANAAGGCNAAGGAGGAAAACCGAGGAAUCACUAAAGGCAAACAUGGAAACUUUAAACUCUGUUUGGUUUAGAUGGGUCUGUGGUCAGUGGGCACUUGUCACUUGUGCUGAGAUAAGACAGCUUGUCGGUAACCA
Molecule: messenger RNA, 1064 nt
Organism: Mus caroli (Ryukyu mouse)
Lineage: Eukaryota; Metazoa; Chordata; Mammalia; Rodentia; Muridae
Source: RefSeq, a predicted model, not a curated record